Gadus macrocephalus (Pacific cod) is the source of this 5465-nucleotide messenger RNA. RefSeq names its product zinc finger, CCHC domain containing 14 (gene zcchc14). NCBI's taxonomy places the organism in Eukaryota, Metazoa, Chordata, Actinopteri, Gadiformes, Gadidae. The record is from RefSeq and is a predicted model, not a curated record. The transcript has 4 exons. The coding region runs from base 916 to 2949 and encodes 677 amino acids. Gene Ontology annotation, molecular function: nucleic acid binding; zinc ion binding.
GCUCUAAAUGUACAUUACAAGCUUGUUUCUUUUGGCGGUGGUCAGAGUCUUUAGGCUUGCUUCAGGCCAGCGGAUGUGUUUCCUGGUACUGAUUUACAGGUCGAUCAAGGUAAUGAUAAGCAGUCCGGUGGGUUUUUUUUGAACGCCGAUGGUGUCAAUGGUUAACUGUUACUCACCGCAUAGCGGGAGAUAAGACGUAUCCCGGAGAACACCUGAGAGGAAAACAUGUAACCAUGCAUGGACACGGGCAUGCACACAAAGGAACAAAAGGAAAACACACAUGCGCACACACACACACACACACACACACACACACACACACACACACACACACACACACACACACACACACACACACACACACACACACACACACACACACACACACACAGGCAUUAAUGACACCAUGAAUGAGAGGGAAAAGUUGUGUGUACUCUGUUCAGUGUAGUUUGUGUGUUUGUGUGUGCGUGCCUUGCUGUGGGUUUGUGAUUAUAUACACGUGUGUGUGUGUGUGUGCCACAGUCAGGGAAAUGGAAACUUUUGAGCUGCGGUUUUCCCUGUGGAGGAAUAUGUCAGGGUUGGCUUUUCCUCCAGCCUUGCAUCAUGAGAACAAAGCAUGCGCAGAGGGCAGCGGGCGCGUGCGGGUGGCUCCCUCUGCUGGCCGUCAAGGACACCGGCAGCUGACGACCGAUGGAAUACCCUGAAACACGUCAGCCUCCUGCAGUGUUUCUCCUGAAUUAGGAGCUAGGAUCGUGCGCAGGCAGAAGCGUGAACUAGUGAAGAUGCAGCAGUCUGCUCCCCGGGUCCCGGUACCCUGAAUGACAGACCCGUUGUUAGUGUUAAUAUUAUGAAUGACAGCUAUGUUUGUCUGACAGUGACAUCUCUGGGGAAAGGCUCCACUGAGGGUCACUUAAAAUGAAUUUAUUCAUUACCCGUUAUAAGUAUCUGCGUUUGUUUGCUUAUUACUUGUGUUAUUUUCUGCUUGUGUGUGUGUGUGUGUGUGUGUGUGUGUGUGUGUGUGUGUGUGUGUGUGUGUGUGUGCGUGUGCGCGUGUGGUUGUGUGUGUGUGUGUGUGUGUGUGUGUGUGUGUGUGUGUGUGUGUGUGUGUGUGUGUGCGUGUGUGCGCGUGUGCGUGUGUGUGUGUGUGCGUGUGCGCGUGUGGUUGUGUGUGUGUGUGUGUGUGUGUGUGUGUGUGUGUGUGUGUGUGUGUGUGUGUGUGUGUGUGUGUGUGCGUGUGUGCGUGUGGUUGUGUGUGUGUGUAGCCGGGAGAUGAAGCUAGAGAAGCGAUAUGGUGCCCCCCAGUUCCCGGGCUCCUGUGGUGGCAUCGCUAUGGUAACGCCCUCCAGCCACAUGAGGCUCUCCUUACAUCCCGCAUCCACCGGAGAGCUGAGGUUGGAGGUGGAAGCCGGCGCCCACCACCAGGGGAUCCCCGUACCCAGAGACGGGAGCUCCUCCUCUGGGUACUCCAGCUCGCUGGGCUCCCCCCGGUCCCCGUUGCGCCGGAGCACAGCUUUCGACAGGACCAAGGACGUUCAUAGACCGCUGGGGGUGCCGGAGAAGGAGCGGGCCUGCCUGCUGCUGCUGGGCUCCAGCGCGGGACGUCCCACCGCCCAGGUCCUCCCCGUCCAGACCGAGCCGCCCCCCCCUCUCCCAGCGCCCCCUCCGUCGGCCGCACCCCCCUCCUCCUCCUCCUCCUCCUCCUCCUCCUCCUCCUCCUCCUCCUCCUCCUCCUCCCCGUGCCACCCGGUCUUCAGCCUGGGCCCCCUGCACCCCCCCCACCCCGGGUACCCCCACCACCCGCUGCUGGCCCUCACCUCGCCGCGCAAGCUCCGCCCCCUCCCCAUGGGCCCCGACGACAGGACCAAGGCAGGCCUGGCCCCCCCGGGUCCGGGCGGGGGUCCCGGCCCGGGGGGCCUGCGGCUGGACGCGCUCCAGGACCCGGGCGGGUGUCGCGGCCUGAUGGGGGGCGGGGCCGUGGGGCUGAUGAUGGACACUAGCUCCGCCCUCGCCCCCGCCCCCGCCGCCUGCAGCCUGCAGCACGCGUCCCACGGCCCCCCCGUCCACUUCCACCUCUCCUCCGCCCCCGCCCCGGCCGCCUACUACUCCUACCCGGCCGGCGCCGCCUCCUUCUCCUCCGUCUUCUCCUCCUCCUGCUUCGCCCCCUACUCCUCCUCCUCCUCUUCCUCCCCCGGAGGGGGAGGAAGAGGAGGAGGAGGAGGAGGGGGGGGCGCCGGCUACGUUCCCAUGGCGACCGGGAUCAACCCAGCGCCGGGCAGCUACUGCUCCGCCCCCGCCGUCACGGCCAGCCCCUCCCCCUCCCCUCCCUCCUCCUCCUCCUCCUCCUCCUCCUCCUCCUCCUGCUCCUCCUCGCUGGACGGCCCCCCCCCCGGGGGGGCCAACAACGGGGGGGGCCACCACCCCCCGUCGGCGUGCCCCUGCAGCGCGUGCGGUUGCCACGGCGGCGGCUGCGGCGCGUUCGGGGCGCUGCCGGGCUACGCGGCGGCGGGCUACCUGCGGCCCUUCCCGGCGGCGGCGGCGGGGGGGCCGGGACCCUCGCUGUUCGCCCUGGGCCCCGUGCUGCACUUCAGCCCGCUGCUCCCCUCGCCCUCGCCCUCCUCCUCCUCCUCCUCGCCGUCCCCCGGCUGCGCCCCCGGCGGGGGACCCUUCACCUACCCGCUGGUGGCGCCGCAGGCCCUGUACCGCCACGGCCUCCUGUCACAUGACCUGCACCCGCCCCCCCCGCCGCAGCACGGCUGCGGGGGGCACGCGGCGCCGGAGACGCAGAGGAACGGUGUUCCCAAGCGGCCGCCAGGCGGCCUGUCGUGCUACAACUGCGGGGUCGGCGGGCACCGGGCCGAGGACUGCAGACAGCCCCCCAUGGACGCCCAGCAAGGGACAUUUCGACUCAAGUACAUCCCCCGCCCUGACAUUCAGGAAUCUGGGGAAUGACACAGUCCCCCCUCUUCCCCAACCCUGCAGCCAAAGUGUGGGGGGAAGUUGGCAUAAACUUCUAGAGACUGUUGGAUAGAAUGGGAAUUUCAUGGGAAUGUACUUGACCCACUUUAACUAUCCAUUCCAAACCUUCUUCAUCACCUCCGUAUCGUAGAGACAUGACAUCACGGAUCACCUCGGGAUCGGAAUGGGGGCAGGUAGCUCAGCACACCUGUCGUCCAAUCAACUCCUUGUAUAUUUGUAACCAUGCUGAAAGAGUCAGGCGGGAACUGAUCUCAUAUGGUGUGAGGAAGAGCUUUACUCUGUUUUCUCUGUCCCUCCUUCAUCACAACUCACACUACAAGCUGCUCCUGGGCUCAGUUCUGCCCAGAAGCGUGAAUACAGUAGAGAAUAUAGUAGAGAAUACAGUAGAGAAUACAGUAGAUAAUACAGUAGAGAAUACAGUAGAGAGAGCUCUGGAGAGCUGAGGUCUGCACUGUUCUGCCCUACCAAAUAUUAUGGUCUGUACCUGCUGCAUCAGCAACAACUCAUUUAGGGCGAUUUUUGUUAUGGAUGUCAUUUGUUAUAUAACAGUAAAUCAUACAUUUUUUAAGAUAAUUUGUAAAAUGCUAAUUUGGGAAAGCCAAUUCUAUUUAUAAUAUUAUUAUUAUUUGAUCGCACAUUGACAUGCAAUUUUAAACUGGAACUAUUAAGAUCUUGGGUUAUACAGAAACAAAGCAAUGUUUCAUUUUGCAUUUGCUGACUUUUCAAGAAUUAAAAAUAUAUGUACAUGCGUAUUGAAGAUAUUGACAAGGAUAGUUCAUACCUUGUUAGUCUUGAAUGGAACCAAAGCAAUAUAGAUUAGAACAUACAAAUAUGAAGAAAAAACUAAAGAUUUAUUCAGAAAUCAAAUGCAUUUGUCUUUAUAAGGUAGGCAGUUAAAAACCUAGGAUAUUUUAAUAUGCAUUUUUCUUUUACUUUCCGUAACAGGAUUUACAAGUUAUUAGAACAUGUUGCCAUUGGUCACCUCAAUGUAUUACAUUUUUCUUUUUUAUAGCUUGAGUAGUACAAUUUGUGCAUCCUUUGUCAUCACAGCCCAGAUUAUUUGUGUUUAUUACAUGGGUCUUCUCAACGCCGUGGAACGCUCCGUUCACUUGUAUGGGCCCUUCACAACUUCCGGCGGUGAAUUAUAUUUGAUAAUUCACCGUUGCUAAGUAUAAUUGACCGCUGUCAAGGAAAACAAAGGAUUUUCUGCCUCUAAUGACAUCUUUGGUAUCACUCCGCAAGUAGUCCGGUAACUUGUCAACCCCAGCGUCUUCGGUUGCUAAGCGACGUCAACGUCUUUGGCGGACUAUUUCUCUGCUGAUAAACACUACGAAUGCUGGUAACAAAUAAAUUGUAAAAAGACACACCAUGGGAAGUUAUUUUUUCGUUUUUGGCAAGUAGCCGUGUAAUAAGCGGGAUAAUGUAUAGAACGUCGCCGGUCUUUAUCGAAAAUUACCCCCUUCAGGGCGAAGCAAGACACCUCCGCUGCGCGUCGUUUUCCCUGUCGGGGCUUAUUUUCCCGAUAAUGACCGGCGUACUAUACAUUACCCUUGACAUACUUAUUUUAUGUCAAGGGUAUAUCAGUAUCUGAAAUGGGUAUGUUAACUUUUGGUAUCAGGUUAUUGACUAACUUUUACAAUGGUUCAAUGUGUUGGUGGUUGAUUAUCUCAAGCAAACAACUCUGAUUGCAUUGUUAAAAAGCACAUUUUCCUGUGUGUGUGUGUGUGUGUGUGUGUGUGUGUGUGUGUGUGUGUGUGUGUGUGUGUGUGUGUGUGUGUGUGUGUGUGUGUGUGUGUGUGUGUGUGUGUGUGUGUGUGUGUGUGUAUAAGUGUUUUGCAAUACAUAAGUUGUCCGGCAGGGCCCGACAACUUUCCGACACAAGGACAGCUGGUCCUGCAGAUGCCAUCAUGCGCCCCUGGAGGGCGCUGUACAUAGGGAGAGUAUAUUUAAAACAACAGGUUUCAACUCUGUGGAACUAAUUGCAUGUCAUGUUCACAUUAAAAUUACAAAAUAAUUUGUAAUUUCUUGGGAUUUUCUGUUUUUUUCUGUUCCAAAGUCUAAAGAGUCCAGAAGAAAUAAGAUUGUCUAAAAUGUUUUAUUCAUUAUGCUGCAUCUAAAAGCUACUGUUGCUUUCACCAUGUUUUUAGGAUUGUUCUUCACCAGCAGUGUUGAUGGGAAAUGAUUGAGAAAACAAAUUCAGAUGGGGGCACUAUAAUAAGCAAGUUUACGUUUUGGCUAAUAACGUCUGAACCUAAGGGAAAUCUAACCAUAUAAACCAAGUCUGCAGACCAGAAUCUCUGCUUGUCUGAAUUUUUGGAAAAACCCAAAUCAUGUUUUCGUUGGCACUGCAGUUGUGUACAGUAUUUUUUUAAUAGAUGUAUAUUGAUCGCUGCGGGGCAAUGACAACAACUGGUGUUAUAUUUUCCAACAGAUGAAUAUUUUAAUGUAUUCCAGCUUUUGAUAUAAAUAAAAAUUGCUUUGACAACGUG